AUGUUUAAAGAAUUAGGAUGGCCAAAUGAGCAAAUUGUAUCGUUCACCCUGUUUCAAGGUUCUGGGAAAUUCAGAUUUUUAGGUGACGGGGAUUGCCCCGAUUGGCUGCUGGCCGAAAUCAACACAUUGUCGCGUAUGACAUCUAUUAAAAUCAAAAUACUCGGUCUAACAGUCGCAAAGUAUCUUACGGAAGAAGAUCUCGAUGAGGAAAAAGUCAAGAAAAUCACUCAAAACGCCAAAGUUGAAUUGAACGAUGCAAAAGCUAUGGUAGCAGCUCUCGAGUUGAUAUUUACGUCGUCUGCUCGAUAUGCUGUUUCCGCUGCGGAUUUAAGCAGUGAAUUACAACAACUUGGUCUCCCUCGUGAACAUAGUGCCGCGCUUGCCAAACUACAUACAGAAUUUUCUCCUCAAAUCACGACUGCCCUUUCUUCGCAAUCUUUAAGAAUCAGUCGAUUAUCCUCGAUCCAAGUUUUACCCUGCGAUAAUUCAUCCCCGGUCUCUACGGUGUCCUUUAAAUUGACGAAAUUGGAUGGAAAUGGCGAAAACUCAAUCGUCAAUAUCUCAAAAAGGGACGUACACAUCUUACUGACAGAACUGCGAAGGGCCAAGUCGUUGAUGGAGAACCUUUAA
Habropoda laboriosa is the source of this 630-nucleotide messenger RNA. Its product is annotated as COMM domain-containing protein 4. Bases 1 to 630 code for a protein of 209 amino acids. Lineage: Eukaryota; Metazoa; Arthropoda; Insecta; Hymenoptera; Apidae. The record is from RefSeq and is a predicted model, not a curated record. The transcript is spliced from 7 exons.